Molecule: messenger RNA, 507 nt
Organism: Fusarium keratoplasticum
Lineage: Eukaryota; Fungi; Ascomycota; Sordariomycetes; Hypocreales; Nectriaceae
Exons: 1
Coding region: 1-507 (168 amino acids)
Source: RefSeq, a predicted model, not a curated record
AUGUUCCGGACUACGGCCCAGAUCCGGCACGUCUCAGCCAUCCCCGCUGGCAUCCCAGCGUCCAAGGGUGUCGAGAUGCUGCACGACCACGAGUUCUUCAUCAAGUGCGACCCUCACAUGAUCAAGUACGAGGCUCUGCAGACGUCCCAGGAUCCGGCGCCUGCACCUCCUCCCGGGGGUCAGCCCGUCGUCGCCUCGCCCAAGUGCUAUUCAAUCACAGACAGGGUGCAUGCCCUGCCGGCGGGCCUCUGGGACUCCGACGUUGUCAGCAAUGCAGAGUUCUUUAACCUUGAGAGGGGGGUCUUCAUCCGUAUGAGAGGUCCGAUGGGCAUGGUACUGGAGACGGUGUGGCAGAUCGAGGAGGCAGAAGAUGGGAGGUGCGAGAUCGUCGAGGAUGUCGUCAUUGCAUGUUCUAGAUUGCUUGUGGGUGUGGUCAAAGGUUCGUGCGAGGAUGGGUGGAAAGGGGUGCAUGGCAAGAUGGUCGAGAGGCUAAAGGGAUCUUCGUGA